Schistocerca americana (American grasshopper) is the source of this 1144-nucleotide messenger RNA. Its product is annotated as trypsin delta-like. Gene Ontology annotation, molecular function: serine-type endopeptidase activity. The transcript is spliced from 4 exons. Lineage: Eukaryota; Metazoa; Arthropoda; Insecta; Orthoptera; Acrididae. Gene Ontology annotation, biological process: proteolysis. The record is from RefSeq and is a predicted model, not a curated record. Bases 1 to 1095 code for a protein of 364 amino acids.
AUGGCUUCCGACGGCGGGUGGAGGGACCCAGGGACGGUGCAGCUGAGGGGGUGGACAGUGGAACUGUCCACCCGCGACCCCGAAUUGCUCGCCGCGCACAGCCACUGGGUAUGCUCGGAUGAGGAGGCGGAGCAACGACCUCCAUGGGCGACGGCGGCGAUGGCGCUAGCGUCCAUUGGUUCUGCCACUGCGGAGGAGGUGGCGGCCGGAGGUGGGGCCGUGGCGGCGGCUAGAUGCGCCCAUCCGGUGCAGGUGACCAGACUGGAGCGGCGACGACGGCAGGCGCGCCCGUGGAGGCGCGAGCGGCGGAGGGGCCACUCAGCUUCCACAAUGCAGCACCUGGCCAUCUUCCUCGUGUUCCUGCUGAGCUCUGCUCUAGCUCUGCCCACUCCGGCCAGGCUGUGGAGCAAGGGUAAUGGCCGCAUCAUUGGAGGAUCCUCUGCCAACAUAGCCAACUACCCGUGGCAACUCUCUUUCCAGUACGGCGGUUCGCACAUCUGUGGUGCAUCCAUCAUCAGUUCCAACUGGGCGCUGACGGCUGCUCACUGUGUGGACGGCAUUAUCCUCUCUCUGAUCAGUUUCCGGGCCGGCACCUCAACCCGUGGAAGCGGCGGUUUCGUCAGAAGCGCCAGCUCUGGCUACAUGCACGCAUCGUACAACGACCAGACUAUAGACUACGAUGUUGCUGUUGUUCAGGUGUCCGGAUCUCUGCUAGGUUCGAACGCACAGGCAGUGGGCCUCGCCAGUGACAACUACGACCCACCAGGUGGUCUCGCAGUGACGGUGACUGGCUGGGGAGCCACGUACACCGAUGGACCGUCCGCCAACAGUCUGCUCAAGGUGGACAUCAGCAUCUUGGACCGUAACACGUGCAGGAACACCUUUGCCAACAUCAACACUGUGACCGACCGCAUGGUGUGCGCCGGCCAGGCCGGCAAGAGCGUCUGCAGCGGAGACUCUGGUGGUCCCCCGGUCAGCGGAAGCACCCAGGUGGGCAUCGUCUCCUGGGGCAGUUCAAGGUGCGAGGCCACCCCCGGUGUCUUCGCCAACGUCGGCAAUCUGCGUUCCUGGAUCCGAUCUGCAUCUGGCGUCUAAGGACUUUGGGCUCUCUACUGUCCUGGGUUCCAUCAUUGGAAUAUGUAAU